UAGUUCUCUAGUUCUCUAGUUCUCUUUCUCCAAGAAAACAUCUGGUUCUCUCUCCCUCUCUCCUCUCCAGCCAUCACUCUUCAACUCUACAGCCUCAUGGACAGUGAGAGGUAUAAAGGUGAAAACUGGGAACAGAAUGUAAUAUCCGUCCUAGUGAACCCUGCCAUUGAGUGUGAAAGUGAGGACGAAGAUUCGGCUAUUCAGUCUAGCUCCGGGAUAUCCGAACCAACCAACAGAAAGGAGGAGAACGAGAUUGAAACUGAACGGAACAGCAACCUGUCAGAGUCGGGUUCAGAAAAACUAACAACGUUAACUCAUCAAUCAAAAAAAGAUCCAUCCAACACAAAAUUAGAGUUCAUUAAAGAGAGUAAGAAUAAAGGCAGUAUUGAACUUGUUGAGGCUGGAAAAGCUGGGAAAAAAUCGAGUUCAAAGAUUUCGCGGAAAAUGAGUCAAAGUUCGGUCGAGCAGACGGGUAUCCUGGACCGUGUGUUUAACUCAACCCAGAGCAGAGAUCUUAAGGAAACUUUUAGUCUCAAGCUGCAAGGAUUUUCAGGAACCAAGGACCUGGAACAUGAGGUUUCAGGAACCAUGGCAGAGGAGAACGGGGUCGGACUUUUCAUCAAAAAAUGUGUUCGAAAGAAAUCCUGGUCCUUUCGGGCACUACCGGGGGAGUGCAUCUUUAGUAUGAAGGAUCAUUCAGAAGAGAAAAUAGGAGAAGAUGCCUCCUUGACAAAAAACACGUUGGUGGAAUCAGUUACUCUUCCCAUUGAUAUAAAGAUGGAGAACUAUGACGGUAUAUCUGGAGUGUAUCUAGGACCCUCUAGAACCCUAGAUGAAUAUGACUUGGAGUAUCUGAACGGAGAUAUCACUGAGAACGAUGAUAUUAAAGACAGUUACAGGCCGCCCUCUCCACUCUCCAUCGAUUCAUUCUCUGGUAUCUACAUUGGACCAGAGGAGAAAAGAAAAACAAGAAAAUGUGAAGGAGAGGAAGACGAACAGAACGCAGAGGAUGAGGAGGAGAAGGAAGAAGAAGUCCUUCUAUCCUCCUCUGCUCCUGUACAGGGACCUGAGGUUGGGAAAAAGAAAAAACGACGAGGAUUAUUCUUCUUUAACACAUAUUCUGCCAAGGGAGGUUCAGAGGAUCAAGCAAAUAUGGAUCGAAAUGAAAACUUGUGCUUUCAACUUUUCAAACGAUCCUUCAACAUUGGAGAGACAGGGUAGACAUUGAGGGAAUACUGAGGAAUAUAGUGUUGAGGGAAUACUGAAGAAUACAGGGUGGAGGGAAUACUGGAGAAUACAGGGUGGAGGGAAUACUGAGGAAUACAGGGUGAGGGAAUACUGUAGAAUACAGGGUGGAGGGAAUACAGGAGAAUACAGGGUGGAGGGAAUAGUGGAGUAUACAGGAUAGAGGGAAUA
Eurytemora carolleeae is the source of this 1416-nucleotide messenger RNA. RefSeq lists its product as uncharacterized. Lineage: Eukaryota; Metazoa; Arthropoda; Copepoda; Calanoida; Temoridae. Bases 97 to 1221 code for a protein of 374 amino acids. The record is from RefSeq and is a predicted model, not a curated record. The transcript has 4 exons.